Lathyrus sativus (Indian pea) is the source of this 258-nucleotide messenger RNA. The record is from the annotation of a GenBank genome assembly. Lineage: Eukaryota; Viridiplantae; Streptophyta; Magnoliopsida; Fabales; Fabaceae.
AUGGCUGGCUUAUGGAGGAACAAUUUCUGCCAAUGGAGCAACGACGGUGGAAACAACGGAACCAUUGACGCCUUUAACAACCGGGGUGGCCAGCAAGAUUUUGGUGAGGCUGAAUUCAAAACUGGUGCACAAAUUACCAAUGGAGGUUAUACUAAUCUUCAUAACAAUGGAACCAAACAUGCAUUCAACAACUCUUAUGGAGGAACUCAGAAUUUUGGAAAGGCCACGUUUAACACUGGCGCUAGGAUUGGAAACUAA